Linderina pennispora is the source of this 1542-nucleotide messenger RNA. RefSeq lists its product as uncharacterized. Bases 1 to 1386 code for a protein of 461 amino acids. Lineage: Eukaryota; Fungi; Kickxellomycota; Kickxellomycetes; Kickxellales; Kickxellaceae. The record is from RefSeq and is a predicted model, not a curated record. The transcript has 4 exons.
AUGUGUGCCAUGGGUGGAGAGAUGCAGCCCUGGGUAACUUGUGCCGCGAAGUAUACUGGUGCACUGUUGCCAAUUUCUAUGGCUGCCAACGUUACAAAGGAGAGCAUUCGCUCGAACGAUGGAGAUUAUAUGUCACCCCUAAAAUACGGGACAUUCUAUCUUCAUAGGGCUUCAAGGGAUACUCCUUUCUGGGGCGCUACUGGUUUGCUGAGGAUGUCGCACUUCGAGAAUCUGGCUCCUCCUGGAGUUACUAGUCUUGAGCUUUUUAUUGACGACACUCGCGGUUCAAAGGUGUAUGUGCAGUACAAAAAUAUGGCCCGUGCACAGCUGUUCUACAAUGAGAUCAAAUGCAUCUUUUCAGAUGCUCAGGAGGUCCAAGUAUUCUAUGACGGUGAAGAUUCGUCACACGCAGGCUAUGAAUUUUGGCAUCGGCUGUCCACUGGCUUGCUUCUAUGGAAGCCAUUGAUUGAUUUUCAUAGAGCCCACUUCAAUCCAAACUUUGGGCACUUCGCUGAACCUGCUAAACUCUGUCGGCCUGCAAUGAUAGAAUUGAUUCACCGAAAUUCAGAGACAUUGGAACAGCUUGAUAUAAAAGAAGGGAAACUAGCCAACUUUCCCGGGUUCCUCGUUCGGGAUAAUGGUGAGCCGGCUGUACAUUCAUGCGUGAAGUUGCUGGAUCUGGAGUUGCAUGUACUAUCGGGAGGCUGUGGCGAGAAGAAGCUGAUUCACCCUUGCCUAGAUGGUGUGCCAUUUCCAGCUCUCCAUCACUCUGUGUGCAUGAAUGGACACUCAUAUGGCAAUGACACCAUCCUCAAAGGAAGUACAAGUAUAAUGGAGUAUCUCUGUAUACCAGCCCUAUCAGUGAUAACUGACGUACUCGUCCAGAAUGGUGUAGCUGCUGCUGGCCAUUUUCCUGCAUUGAGAGUUGUGGAGGUUAUGUCAAGUGAUGAUAUAGCGCCCAAUAAUCAGUGCUAUUUUUCGGACAUGGACAAGGACAGCUGUGAUGAUGAAUACGGUGGAUAUGUUUUGGAUCUAUGGUUAGCACAGCUGUUAAUAAGUCUAGAGGGCACCAGGAGUGUGAAACGAAAUGCCUCGUUGAUAGAUGAGGAUCCAAAAAAAUUAACAUGUCAGUCCCCGGGAGACAUCUUCGGAUCACCGCUUUGGCUUAUCCCCAGAGAUGGCUGGGGAUACUACGCGUUGAAAUUUGGGAGAGACGUGUUGAAGUAUACAACAGGUGCACUGGAUUCAGAUGGCGAGCCAGAUGAGGCUGUCUCAGAUACCUCAGACGAUGAAGAGUCAGACGAUGAAGACCUUGACAUGGCUGAAUUAUGCCCUCUUGGUGGUCCAUGUAUAUCGGAUAUGCCGGAUGCAUUGUAUACGCUAUAAAGUCUCCUUAGUAAAACAUGCUUCCGUCAUAAUUUCAAAUUGAUCCUAUGGUCAUUCCGCAUCAGGAUUUUAUGCGAGCGACAUGCUGAGGGCGAUUGGCAGUGUGCAGUAGGGUGGUGACAAAAGCUGGGAGCAACAAAGACCCUACCAAAAGGC